Messenger RNA from Rhinichthys klamathensis goyatoka, 1494 nucleotides. RefSeq names its product fibulin-7. The record is from RefSeq and is a predicted model, not a curated record. Bases 112 to 1470 code for a protein of 452 amino acids. Gene Ontology annotation, molecular function: calcium ion binding. The transcript is spliced from 8 exons. Lineage: Eukaryota; Metazoa; Chordata; Actinopteri; Cypriniformes; Leuciscidae.
CACUGAGGGGGUUUCAGUGCUGAGUCAGUCACGAAUUUGGAGCUCAACAGUAACAGAUACGCAGCAUUUUCUUGACAGAAUCUACUACACAAAGGCAUUUAUUAACAAUUAAUGUAUCCACUCAACGAUUCAAUGAAGACGAUGAACCGAAGAUACUCUAUACUCCUUUCAAUAUUUAUCUGUCAAGUUUAUACAAUGCUGGCUCAGGACUGUCCCAGCAAGCGAGACAUACAGAACUCAAUUCAACAGGCUCACAAACUGCUUUCAUCACAGGAAUCUUCAUACUUGCAGAGUCUUCGUACUUUGAGGAAGAAACUCAACCUCCUGCAUGACAGUGUUGCACGCCGGCCCGCUAAACCAAAGAACUUCACUUGCCCCGACCUGGAGCCUCCUGUGAACGGCAGAAAGCUGGGCAAGGCUCUGCUCGCCGGCCAUGAAGUGCACUUCAUCUGUGACGUGGGCUUCGAGCUGCUGGGCUCCGAGACGAGACACUGUAAAGACUCGCUCAGCUGGAGUGGACAUCAGGCCGUCUGCAAAGAUAUCGACGAGUGUCUGUCAUCGCCGUGUGCCAACGGAGGAUCCUGUACAGACGAGGUGAAUGGGUUCAGCUGUUCCUGUGCCCAGGGCUGGGCCGGCCCGUCCUGCGAGUCUCCAACGCCCACAUUUUUUGUGAACGUAAUGAACACGUCCCCUGAUGGCGAAGCCUCCUCCUUCCCGCAGUCCCACUCGUCCGCUUUCCUCCGCCAGCCCGGGUGUAGUCAGACCCAGGGAACGACACACUGCACCUGUGAGCCGGGCUUCUCCAUCUCCGGCCGGGAGAACAGCGUCUGCACAGACAUAGAUGAGUGUAAGCUGUUCCACACGGGGCAGGCGGGCCGUCUCUGCUUACACACGUGUGUGAACACUGCCGGCGGAUACAGAUGCUCCUGUCCUGCCGGUUACAACCUGACCCGUGAUGGACGGAACUGCAAAGAUAUCGACGAGUGUGGAUCCGGGCAGAACAACUGCACACGUGACCAGCUCUGCAUCAACACCUAUGGGGGUUUUCAGUGUGUUAAAGUGGAGUGUCCACAGAUGAGGAACGCCAGCUACGCCAAAACCUCUCCAACGCGUUGCGAGAGGAACCCCUGCCCCGGGUCCAGCAGGACCUGCUCUCAGACGCCCGGCUCCGUGUCCCACCAUCACCUGUCGGUGGUGUCCGGGCUCUCGGCUCCUCGGGUCGUGUUCCGGGUCUCCGCCGUGAGGAUGAUCGGAGACUCGCUGAGGUUCGCUCUGCUGGGAGGACAAGCUCACCGGUUCUUCACCGUGAGGCGCUCAGACCGCCAGACGGGGGAACUCCUGCUGACCCGUCCGGUUCUGGGCCCGGCCACACUGGACCUGCAGGUGGAGAUGAGGGAGCUGGAGCGCGGAGAACUGCUGGGCCGAUACAUCACCAAAAUCACCAUCUUUGUCUCACCAUAUGAGUUUUAGAGUCAAGCUACAGAAGUUAAUAUC